Sclerotinia sclerotiorum 1980 UF-70 is the source of this 183-nucleotide messenger RNA. RefSeq lists its product with no specific name. The record is from RefSeq and is a predicted model, not a curated record. The transcript has 2 exons. Bases 1 to 183 code for a protein of 60 amino acids. NCBI's taxonomy places the organism in Eukaryota, Fungi, Ascomycota, Leotiomycetes, Helotiales, Sclerotiniaceae.
AUGCCACCACCGCUGUUUGCUGCCGAAAUGAGUAGCAUGUUGAAGGGUGCCGGAUCUUGGACCGCCGUGAAGAUGCAGCAUCAAGACACAUUAUGGCUCAUCACAUGGUUCAGUUUUCACAUGAUCAUUUGCACCAACUUCGCUAUGCUUGAAAGGACAUGUCUCCUCACCUCUACUCAAUAA